GUUGUCAAUGUGGAGCUUUGGGGCUUUGGCAACAUUCAAUUUACGCACAUUUGGCGAUAAGAUAAACCAACCACCAGCCACAAAUAAUAUCAACUGGCCAUGGGUCGGGAUGGCUCAUUGUGUUGGCUCUAUUCAAGAAAUUCGGUCGAUUUCUGUGCUAUUUCCAAUUUCAAUACUGCCAAGUGCCCCAGAGAGAUGGCUAAAAUCUGGGCCAUAACGCUCAUAUCGGCCAUAUCGCUACUCCUAGGAGUUGUGGCCUCCGGCGAAAGCCUGGGAAGUGAAACGGCUGGCAAGAUAGAGCCCAAGAUCGUGGGCGGUUAUGAUACGUCCAUAGAGCAGGUGCCCUACCAGGUGUCCAUACGGCUCACCGCCAACGAUAGGAAGAGCUAUGGAUCCGGUCACCUCUGCGGCGGAGUGGUCAUCUCCCAGCGUUUGGUGGCCACCGCCGCCCACUGCUGUUACAUCACCGAAAAGAAGAAGUACCGCACUGCUGGCGAAUUCGUCCUGGUCAUGGGCAGCACCCACCUGACCAGCUCCACCAAUCGCACAUUGAUGUACUACCUGCAGCAGCUGAUCACGCACGAGUAUUAUAAUCCGGAUGCGCUGACCAAUGACAUUGCGCUCAUGUUCAUCAAUGGCUAUAUACCCUGGAAUUGGCCAACGGUGAAGGCACUGGCAUUGAACAGCCAACUGGUGGCCACAAGCACCGAUUGCCUCAUCUCCGGAUGGGGUCUGCUCCAGCAGAGCGGCACGUAUAGUAGCAAUACGCUGCAGGCGGCCACGGUGCCCAUAGUGUCCUAUACCACCUGUCGCAUCUCGUACACCUCGAUUCCGGUGUCGCAGGUGUGCGCCGGCUAUUGGAGUGGCGGCGUGGACGCGUGCCAGGGUGACUCCGGCGGACCCAUGAGCUGCAACGGCAUGUUGGCCGGCAUCGUUUCGUACGGUGCUGGCUGCGCAGCACCUGGCUAUCCGGGUGUCUACACCAAUGUGUCGUACUAUCACGACUGGAUUGUGCAGAAGAACAACUCCCUCAACUAUACGAUCUAUCAUAAUGGCGGAGUGACACAGGGAUCUGGUUGGUCUUACCUGUGGCUUCUGCCGCUCAUUGUGGCCUUCCUCCUGGAACGCUGAAUCUAGUCGCUGAAAGUAGUCGUCCGCCAAAGAGUCAAAAAACUAGAUUUUAACCUUAAGUUAAUGCAGCAAAUAAUUUAUUAAAUUAAUUAAAGAAUUUUAUUUUUGACACCUGCUCAUUUUGUAUCGCUACAAAUACAUGCCAAACAUCCACGGGCUGUCAGUUUUUUUAAA
This is a messenger RNA of Drosophila yakuba, 1305 nucleotides long. RefSeq names its product trypsin eta. Gene Ontology annotation, biological process: proteolysis. The transcript is spliced from 4 exons. The record is from RefSeq and is a predicted model, not a curated record. Bases 100 to 1131 code for a protein of 343 amino acids. NCBI's taxonomy places the organism in Eukaryota, Metazoa, Arthropoda, Insecta, Diptera, Drosophilidae. Gene Ontology annotation, molecular function: serine-type endopeptidase activity.